This is a messenger RNA of Alternaria viburni, 393 nucleotides long. RefSeq lists its product as uncharacterized. The record is from RefSeq and is a predicted model, not a curated record. NCBI's taxonomy places the organism in Eukaryota, Fungi, Ascomycota, Dothideomycetes, Pleosporales, Pleosporaceae. Bases 1 to 393 code for a protein of 130 amino acids. The transcript has 2 exons.
AUGGGCUUCGACAUCGCCCCAGCCCUCAUCAUAUUCCUCGUUAUCCUCGGAGCAGGCGCGCUCGUCUGCUGCGGUUUCGCUGUCUACCGGUUCUACGGCGGAGAGCCUGAAGAUGACUCAAGGCGUUUCCACAGAAGCCCAGAGCAAGACUCCUAUAUGAGAGAAGUGCGGGAACGAAGUUGGCGCAAGCUACCUCAGCUGGGUAUGCCAAAGCCCUACUAUCAGUCCAACCUGGGUCACGCACCGAUGAGUCCAAGCCUCGUCGAGGUGGAUGCCGAAAAAGACUGCAACACAUGCGGCGUGAGAGGGCGCGAGGCCCUACAACAGGAUAAACAGCGACGCGACACUACGAAACGACCGAGAGGCACUACUUUUGCAAUUGUAUUGGAUUAG